Messenger RNA from Protopolystoma xenopodis, 549 nucleotides. NCBI's taxonomy places the organism in Eukaryota, Metazoa, Platyhelminthes, Monogenea, Polystomatidea, Polystomatidae. The record is from the annotation of a GenBank genome assembly.
AUGCCUUCUGAUCUUCGAGCAGCCGAGAAAAAUAUUAGGGCCCUCCAACACUCCACUCAGUCUUCUCUAACAUCUCCUGGCUUGCCGCCUAACCAAUUCUUUCUAGUUCCAACACCUCAGGUACCAAAGAGUUUUGCGCGAUCACUAGAACCCCGUGACGGCAUUCUUCUACCAAGCAUAUUACCUAAUGCCGGGAAGAAGGAUUCCCAUCUUAAUUCCAGACAGGCGGAGCUAAACGAGGGUUUGCUGAAAGAUGACGCUAGUAGCAAGGAGGAUGGAGAAUAUGGGAUUUCAGGACGUUUUCACCCAGGAAGUGAUGCAGACCUGGGUUCACUAGGCGUCAGCCCAAAGGAGUUAGGUCAUUCAGGAAGAAAUAUAGCAGACCCAGCACGAUCAGGCCCUCUGAUGGUUAGACAUAGUGGCUGGUACCGCAGUCAGUCAAUGCUUCAGGAGAACAUUGCAUCCAAUAAUUACCGUUGGAUGUCUAAAACUCCUCUGGUAGCACUCAGGUUCCUAUUACCGCUUGUUCUUUUCGGAGCACAGCUCUAG